Molecule: messenger RNA, 1831 nt
Organism: Tripterygium wilfordii
Lineage: Eukaryota; Viridiplantae; Streptophyta; Magnoliopsida; Celastrales; Celastraceae
Product: cytochrome P450 CYP82D47-like
Exons: 2
Coding region: 142-1734 (530 amino acids)
Biological process (GO): defense response to other organism
Molecular function (GO): heme binding; monooxygenase activity; iron ion binding
Source: RefSeq, a predicted model, not a curated record
UUAAGCCCAUAGAGAUUCCCAAAAUCACUUUGAAAUUGCUUCUCUCUUCUUCUUCUUUUUUUGUAUUAUUAUACAUUUAUAUUUACGCAUUCAUCGAUGGCAUACACAUGCAUCUUCUCUCCUAACUAGCUCGAUCGCCAAAUGGAGUUUCUUCUUUCAAUCCCAGCAAACACCAUAGCCACACAAAUCUUUGCACUUCUAUUACUCUACCUAUGUUUCAGGAAAUUCACAGAUGUCCUAAAACCAAAGCAAUCCAAGACAUCCCCACCACAAGUCGGCGGCGCGUGGCCUUUGAUAGGCCACCUCCACCGCCUCCGCGGCCCACCUGCACCACACAUAACACUAGGCAAGAUGGCCGACAAAUACGGUCCAAUCUUCAAAAUCAAGCUAGGCGUGCAUCCAACUCUUGUCAUAAGUAACUCCGAGAUUGCCAAAGAGUGUUUGACCACACAUGACAAAGUCUUGGCUGGCCGUCCAGCGACUGUGGCCACGGAAAUCAUGAGCUACAACCAUGCCAUGUUUGCUUUCAGCUCAUACGGCCCAUAUUGGAGUCAUACGCGCAAGCUAGUCACUGUUGAGCUUCUUUCCAAUAAACGGCUCGAAACGUUUAAGCACAUAAGAGAAUCAGAGGUUAAGAAUUCCGUGAAAGAGAUGUACCAAUCUUGGGUUCAUAACAAAACCGGCGAUUCGAAUCAAGUUUUGGUGGACAUGACCAGAAUUUUUGGAGAUAUAAUCGCAAACGUGAUAUACAGGAUUGUGGUAGGUAAAGUGUAUGCGAGUAAGGGUGAGGGACAUGUGAGAUGGAAACAAGUAGUGUCGGAGUAUGUAAACUUGUUGAGCCACUUUGGUGUGGGUGAUGCGUUGCCGUUUUUGAGGUGGUUGGAUCUGGGAGGUAAGGAGAAAGCCAUGAAAAAGACAGCCAAAGAAUUGGACAAUUAUGUUGAAGAAUGGUUGCAAGAGCAUAAGAAGAAGAGAUCCAGUGCUGGCGAUCAUGGAAUUGUAGAGGAAGAUUUCAUGGACGUGAUGCUCUCAAUUUUUUAUGAUGAUGAUCAAGAGGAGAGUUUUGCUGAUCAUAGUGCUCACACAAUUAACAAGGCCUUGUGCUUGUCUCUUAUAUUGGCGGCCUCUGACACCACUAAGACCACUCUGACUUGGGUUCUAUCACUACUACUCAACCACCGUGACAUCCUAAACAAGGUCCAACAAGAGUUGAUAGCUCACAUUGGUCCAGAAACACCAGUGAAUGAAUCAGAUAUCAAAUCUUUUGUCUACCUUGAAGCAGUUAUAAAGGAGACAUUACGAUUAUAUCCUCCAGGUCCGCUCGGGUUACCACACGAGUCAAUGGAGGACUGCACCAUAGCCGGUUAUCAUGUCGCAGCAGGGACUCGGGUUCUUUUCAAUCAGUGGAAGAUUCAUCAUGAUCCGCAGGUGUGGGAGAAUCCUUCCGAGUUCAAGCCAGAAAGAUUUCUAAGAACACACAAGGAAGUUGAUGUUAGAGGAUGUCACUUUGAGUUGUUACCAUUUGGGAGUGGUAGAAGAAUGUGUCCUGGAAUAUCUUUUGCCCUUCAAGUCAUGGAGCUUGCACUUGCUAAUAUGCUUCAUGGGUUCGAUUUUGCAACUCUUAAUGGUGAACCAGUCGAUAUGACUGAGGAUAAUGGAUUUGUCACUCUCCGAGCAACGCCACUUGAAGCCCUCAUCAGUCCACGCCUCCCAGGUCAUGUCUAUAUGGGCUGAAUUGAAACAGCAAUUAUAGCUAGCACUUGGUGAAUUAUAUAUGUCUAUUUUGCUUGCUGGUUUGCAUGUCACAUAAACAAUGAUAAUACUUUUCUUC